Messenger RNA from Annulohypoxylon maeteangense, 500 nucleotides. RefSeq lists its product as uncharacterized. The record is from RefSeq and is a predicted model, not a curated record. The coding region runs from base 60 to 386 and encodes 108 amino acids. Lineage: Eukaryota; Fungi; Ascomycota; Sordariomycetes; Xylariales; Hypoxylaceae. The transcript has a single exon.
GCCACUUGCGCCCCUGGGAGCAGGUCGAAAUUACGGACUCCGAAAAUUCACAGCCAGAAAUGAACACUGGCCAGACAGAGGCGCCGAAUCCGACAGAGACUUCUGGUAACAAGAAGCAAGACAUGGCGCGGAUAGAUCCGCUACCGAUAAAAGCAAAUAUGCAGCUUUUAGGCCCAGCCAAUAACUUCGGAGAGGAGUCGUGGGUCAUAGCAUAUCAGAGGAAGCCAUUUUGGGAGAAGGUCUUCGAUGUCUCUGUCGUGAACCGAAACAGGCACAUAAGGUCUUUACAAGAUAAGGCUGUCUUUACCUCACUGUUGUGGGCGAGUUUCUUGGUGGUAGUCUUUACGGUUUGCUCCGUGUUAAUACCCUGUGGUAAUUUGUUUUAAGUAAUCGGGACCAUUAUGAGAUAUCAAUAGUUGAGAGAUGGAGUCGAAGUAAUAUUGAAAUGAGGAAGUUGAGGAAGUAUAGGAAGUAUAGGAAAUAUAGGAAGUAUAGGAAGU